UUUUCGUCAUACUGCCAACCGAGCCUCAUAGCAAGCACGACGACAUCACAGCUUCUGAUUAAGUAGAACAGAACAAGGAAAGAAUAUCGUGAGAUUCCUCUAUCUACAUACGCGCCGCCUGUCAAUCUUCCACUCCAUCCGCCAUGGCCUCGUCCGACGAGCCACAGUCCCUCAGAGCCGUCUUCGAAGCUGCCGAGUCAAAACGAGAAGAAGUCAACGACGCCCCGAUUGCCACCUCUCCCAAAUAUGCAGAAGAUCUCGCAGCGGCGCUGAAGCUAUACGCACAAGCCAUCAACCAAAUAUCUGCGGUGUCGCUCUUCUCAACCAACGAGGGCAUUGAGGAUGUCGCGACGACGUCACUGCCGUAUCUGCUAGUGGACUUUUACAUCGCCGAGCUGGUACAACGGACGCCGCAUCUGGCACCGAAGGAGCGUCUCCAAGUCCUUGGCCAAUCGAGAUCCGCAUACGAGAGGUUCCUCAGCUUAGUGGAUGGGUAUGGCUUGGUUAGGGGAUCGUACAGCAAGCUCCUGGAACGGUAUCGCGACGACGAGGAUGCCUUUGCGGUCGUCGCCGGCACAGACAUGGCCGCCAAGAGAGAAGGCAAGAUUGCAAACUUCAAGGCCGAGAAGGCACUCAAGGACAAGCUCCAGAUACUGAAGCGCAACCCGCGAUAUCUGGAACACGGCGACGAGGAGCUCGUGCGCGAAGUGCACCUCACCAGCAUCGAGUUCGCCAUCCACAACACCUUCCAGGCUCUCGACUCGCUCAACAGAGAACUGCCGCUGCUCCGGUCCGCCCCGUCACCAACCGCCGCGCCGCAAUCUUCCUCGGGCAGCGAUCCCACCGACACGUCCUUCCGCCUCGACCAGCCUCUCAGCCGGAUGCGCCCGGGCGGCGGCGGUCCCAUCCUUGGGCCAAAAGGCCAGCCUCUACAGCCCUUUACGAUUGUCGGCUCGCGCGCCGAUCUCGCCCGAGGGGUCUUCCGCCCAGGCCAUAACUUGCCUACCAUGUCGAUAGACGAGUACCUCGAGGAGGAGCGUAAGCGGGGCGGCAUCAUCGAGGGUGGCGGGACGGAGCCUCCGAAGCGACAAGUCGAUGAGGAUGAUAUGGAGGCGGUGGAUAUGGAGACGUAUAAGGCGAGGCAGUGGGAUGAUUUCAAAGAUGAUAACAGGAAAGGAUCGGGAAAUACGCUGAAUAUGGGCUAAAGGAGAAUGGAAAGGGGGGGGGGGGGG
This is a messenger RNA of Trichoderma asperellum CBS 433.97, 1232 nucleotides long. RefSeq lists its product as uncharacterized. Gene Ontology annotation, molecular function: protein phosphatase 2A binding. Lineage: Eukaryota; Fungi; Ascomycota; Sordariomycetes; Hypocreales; Hypocreaceae. Gene Ontology annotation, cellular component: cytosol. Gene Ontology annotation, biological process: regulation of signal transduction; regulation of dephosphorylation. The record is from RefSeq and is a predicted model, not a curated record.